Molecule: messenger RNA, 1383 nt
Organism: Closterium sp. Naga37s-1
Lineage: Eukaryota; Viridiplantae; Streptophyta; Zygnematophyceae; Desmidiales; Closteriaceae
Source: the annotation of a GenBank genome assembly
AUGGCAUUCGGGCUGGUGGAGUUCGAAUCCGCAUGGAACGCUGCCACCGAUGACCGCCCUCUCUGCUUUGAAAGGCUCCUCCUCCCGGGAGUUCUCAAGGGGCAGGUGUAUCCGUCUCAACCCACCCAAGGCACCUACCUGGACCGACACCUGAGAAUCAAGCUGGGGCUGGAGCCGCCUGGGAAAGUGGAGUGGGGGAGGGAUGGGAUGCGGGGGUGGCGGCCGCGAGUGCUGUAUAUCACACGGCUGGGAGCGGAGUUGAAGCUUCGCCGCACCUUCCUACCGGAGAGUCAUGAAGCUCUGCUGAGGCUGAUGGAGGAGCUGGGAUUGCAGGUGACAAUGGUCGAGAUGGGCCAAAUGACAUUCCGCCAGCAAUUCGAAGCUAUUCAAUCAGCCGAUAUUGUGAUCUCCCUGCAUGGAGCUGCACUCACCAAUGUGGCUCUCUUCGCCCGCCGCACCACCGCAUUAAUCGAGAUAAUGCCGUACGGCGCUGUGCACGAGCUCUACUAUUCGCUCUCGCUUAACUCGGGCAUUCCGUAUUUUCUCAAGAUGUGUCGCAAGGCUGGCUUCUCGCUUUAUAAGAACGUCGACCUCCCUAAGCAAGCUCUGGACAGUAACGAGGAUGACCCAGAGCUCAUACUCUUCAUUCUAUUCACAACCGAUGUGAAAAUCAAGAGCAUCGCGAUUAUUGGGGGAGCAGAUGGGACCAGCCCUGCCAAGAUGCGAGUCUUUACGAAUCGUGAGGACAUUGAUUUCUCUGUGGUUAAUGAUCUGACUGCAGUGCAGGAAUGGGAUUUAACAGAGAAUCUUCAAGGCGAGCUUGAGUACACCACCAAAUUCUCAAAGUUUCAGGGCGUGUCCUCUCUCACCCUCCAUCUUCCCUCGAAUUUUGGGGGUGAUUUCUCUCGGAUCCACUUUGUGGGACUCAAAGGAGAGGCCACCCAGAACAAUCGGAGAGCGGUGGCUGCAGUUGUGUACGAAGCACAGGCCAACCCCAGCGACCAUGAGGUUCCGGCAGACAUGGGAGUCCCGAAGUCCUUUGAUGCAUCCUCCAUCGGAGUCUGUUGGGGAAGAGUAGCAUGGCAGCCGUUACCACCGCGAAUCGUUGUGAAGCUUCUUCAGGACAACAAAAUAUCAAAAGUGAAACUUUUCAAUGCUGACCCGCAAGUCAUGAAGGCCCUCGUUGGGUCCAAGCUGGAGGUGACGGUGAUGGUAGCCAAUGAACUGCUGAACGACAUGGCCAUGAGUCCCAAGAAGGCUCAGGACUGGGUUGACUAUAACGUCAAGAGAUACGCGUUCCCAGGAGGCGCCGAUAUAAGCGCUUUCAAGGAUUGGCUUUCCAGAUCUGCAAAUUAUCAUUGGCGAGAUUGGGUGGCCUUCUGA